CUAGGAAACCGCGGCCUCAGCGGGCCGGGCUGGCGGCAGGAGCCGGGCAGGGGGCGGGGGCUGGGGACUCCGCCGGCGCCAGGGCCAGAACGGAGCGCGCCCGCUUCGUGGCGUGGCAGAAGAAGUAGAGGCGAGCUAUGAAGUGAGAGCCAGUUUCCUCUCCACUCUGCAAUCUCGGAGAAAAAACUUUUGACCAAGGACAGAUCAGGUGCUGUUUUUCAACCCUAAACUUUUGACCAAGAAUGAAACUAUUUAAAAAUUAAGAUGCCAACAGAUCACGAAGAGCCCUGUGGUCCCAGUCAUAGGUCCUUUUGCCUGAAUGGAGGGAUUUGUUAUGUGAUACCUACUAUUCCCAGCCCGUUUUGUAGAUGCAUUGAAAAUUAUACAGGAGCUCGUUGUGAAGAGGUUUUUCUCCCAAGCUCCAGUAUCCAAAUCAGAAGUGACCUGUUCACAGCUUUUGUGGCACUGGCUGUUCUAGGAACUCUUAUCAUUGGAGCCCUCUAUUUCCUCUGCAGGAAGAGCCACCUUCAGAGGGCCGGCUCCGUCCAGUGUGACCUCAGCCUGGUGGAGACGAGCAGCACCGGCGCCCACCACCGUCAUGGAGAACACUGAAGAAAUAUCGCAGUGAACCCACAUCACUGCUUUGUUACAAAGGCAGAAAAUGAACCACCAUAAGAACCACUGACCAUGGCAACAGUGCCACACACUGUGUAUCAAACUGUAUCAGCCAGAACAUGCCAAUACGCACAUCCUGUAACAAAGACCUGAAACAAGCGGCGCAGGCAAGACCGCUGUUCAUUUUUAUCCUGUAAGACACUGUGGAGACAGAUGGGCAGUCCAAACCCGUCACAGCAGCACGUCAACCACACCCCACAGCCGCCGGGAGCCGUCUGCGUGGCCCCUUCCGCAGCGGAGCGGCGCCUCUCCUGUGGGCGCUAAGGCAGCUCGCUAGCGAACCCACGUCUCAGCAACAGGAUCGAACGAUGGCAAAAAAACCAGUCACACCGUUCUUAAGGACACCGCACUUCACAGGCCAGAACAGCCAGCCUUGCAGAGGGGGCUAGGAAAUGCAGGCACGUGCCUAGCUGAAAACCAAAGGUCUUCUAACUACGUGAAGAGUAAAGAACGGGCACUGGGGGAAAACUGGUGUUCUCUGCACACAUUUCAUGUCAGUAUUCACACAAUUAGAAAUUUAAACUUGAACAUCAUUCCUUUGGAAAUAUGCCAGGACUUACCAGCUGCCAAAUGCCAUUAUUCUGGGUUUUCUUUUUUAAAGGAUUAGUUUACUUCCUUCACUCACUCAUCAGAAGCAAUGAAGUACAAAACUACGUGAAUGGAUUUCCGAGGUGUGUUUUAUUGGUAUAGAACCAAAAUAAGGUGAUGUAAUUGUCUGGUCUGCCAAUUAGCUAUAUAGUACGUGCAGAAAAGGACUUUCUCUUGUAAUUUCUCUUGAGGAAAAAUUUUUUCCUUAUGAAGUAAUAAAAUACUGAUUAGUCUUGGCAAUUUACUUGGCUAAGCAACUUUUGAGUACUAAAACAAAAGUAGUCCUUUAAUUUUUAUCAAGUAAGCAAAAAGUCAGUAAUAACUAUCACAGCUUCUGAAGAAAGACAAUUGUAAAGCAGAGAAAGACUCCUUAAGCCACCUGUGCAUCUUUCUCCUGUAUUAAGGGAGAAACCUGUCUCCACGGUUCUGCUGAAAGACCACCUACCAGUGCGGAGACGGCGCCGGCAGGUCUCCCCUCGCCCUCCUGUGGCUGAAUCCUGCCCCUCUCCCCACGCAGGAGGCUGAAGUCGCGCCACAGCCGCCCUGUGACCUGGUGCGACGUGGCCGCCAUCGGGUCCCUCGUGCCUGCUGCGAAAGCUCUCAACGCUCGGUCUGCAUCACGUUACGUACGAAGUUGUCCUUCAUCUAAUAUAUUAAAAACUACCAAGUAAUCUUUAGAGUGUCAAAACUACAAAACAGAUACAUACGAAGUUUUUCCUGUUUGAAAUACACAUACCCCAAAUGUCCGUUCUCUGAAAAAGGCAGAACCCACGAGUCGCACACUGACGUGAGCACCACUCUGCAGGGGCUUCACUUGGCCACCCCGAGAUGAAUCAGCGCCACGAUGGUCGUGUAGCUGUGGAACAGGUCGUCGUCCUUUACCUCGUUACAUUUCUUCAGUAUAAAGUUCCCGGUGACUAUGCGGUCACAUCCAAUUUCUCCAUUUCCAAAGAAGCCAAAUAAAGGAACACUCGGAAAGAACUUCCUGAACGCGUCAGCCUCCACGUUCCCCUUGGCUCUGUAGUACUGGGAGCCCCUGCCGACGCACGCAAACAUGAAGCCCAGGGUGUUCCGCUCGGGGAUGCUGGCGGCCUUGAGGCGCUGCAUCGCGGCCUCGGCUGUCUUCUGGUCGUUGACGUCCUCGUUGAGAAGCACCGUGGCGCUCUGGAUGCGCUGUCCGCUGAAUGACAGUCCAACCACACCAGUGGCGUCGAUGUCCAGAGGGUUCCUGGAAAGUUAAAUUAGAAAAGUGGCAAUAUAGCACAGUGAAACAAAAUUAAAGUUUUAGAGCACAGAAGGAAAGUCCUCCUGGCUGGCUGGCUGGGAGCUGCUGCCUCAGCGUACAGUUCGUCUGAGGACACAGUAAGGGUUCAACAUUACACUGCUGAGGUUAACACGUUAAAAGGACGCAAAAGGUAGCUCUGUGGAGAAGCAAGCAACUCCUUCUUCAGGCACAGAUACAAAGGGGCAAAUGCGUCUCCACAAAGAUUUCUAAAACCCAACCUGAGUUUGGAGGGUACAGAGUAUCCCUCCCUCCCUCACUUCCUUGAAAAGGAAUCUUACAGUUUGUUCAUAAAUACAGUGACACCUGUGAAAGCCUCCGGUAUUAUUUGUGUCUUUGGUAUCUUUUUCACCGCGACUUCAGCUGUCUAAUUCUAAAAGAGGUAGACUAAAUAUUUAAUCAUGGAGGGUAAUUUUACUGACCCAAAAUUCCAGAAGGUUUAGAUUUAUGCUGUUUGGUCCAUAAAGAAAUAGAUCACAUUUCUGUGUCUUGUUCAUUGCUUUGAGCCUAGAAUUUAGCCUCAUCUAAAGGUAAAAACAUAGAUUUUCUUUUUCUUUGUAUUUGCCUGGUAUUUUUUUUAAUGAAAUAUUUUGUGCUUAUUAAAAAAUACGAAGUAGAAAAUCCAAAAUAUCCAAAUAAAGUUAUAAAACAUAACACAGUGAACACCCAUUGGGGGAAAACCAAGUCAGUACAUUUCUAUCUUGUUUGCCAACAUCUGAGUCUGUGAAAUGGGCAAGGUUCACUGGGUUAACGAGAAACUAAGACUCAAAAAGCUUAAGCACUAAGUGACCACGGCUAACUAGCGGCACGCCCACCUUCUGAGGGGCAGAGCCACCUCCUGACAGUCCUGCUGCUCCUCUACCCCGACUCCGUGUCCUCGCUGGUGUACAAAUGCAACGUGUGCCGCCAGCCUCUCACCUCCAAGAAUUAUUCAGCUUUUUUUUUUUUGCAGGGGGUGGGGCAUAUCUGGACACCAUUAAAAUGGACUGAAUCAGCGGCUUCGCUUACUCACUGACACAGGUGAAGACCACACUCCAGUUAGUGUGUCAAGUGCGAGCCGAUGAUUUCUAAGGGUGUACUUCCCACACGGGCAUAAAGAGCAGAGCACGUGCAGACGGGCUAACAGGCCGGCGCUGCGUGUCGCCAUCCAGGAUUCAAAUACCAACCACAAACCCAGUGAGAAGCCAAUACUAGUGUUUGCAGGAAACAUUUGCGGGGGGAGGGGUCUCAUUUUCUUGCUUUUGCAAACAGCUGAUAUUUCUGUCCACUUAGGUGGGUACAAUGAGCUCAAACUCAACUGCAUACUUUCAUUUGAAAUGGAAAGGUAGUAAUGGUCCCCAAGGUAGAAGAGCAAAAAAUUUUUUUAAUCUUUGAAAGCGAAGGCCUUAGUAAUAAAAUCAAAAAUGUGCAAUUUUUGAGCUUGAAAAAGCCCUUCAAAAGAUCUAGUACAGUAUUUCCAAAAAUGUGUGCCAAGUAAUACCAGUAGGCUUGCGAGGUAACAUGCUCCAUGGAAAAAAAGGUUUUGUGGCCAGAUUUGAGAACUGCCAGAGGUAACAGCAGCCCUCUCUAAAAGAUUUCCAAAGCACCGAACACGCAUUCAUUAAAGAUGCUGAGAAGUUCUACCGUAAAGGUUUGCUGUUUAAUCACGCACCUCCUUUAGAGGAAAACAGAACCAGAGGGAGUGACACAGUGCAGUCACAGAGCACAGAGCUGUCGAGGAAGAUGCCAGUAGAUAACACUCAAAGUCAAUUUCGAGUACAAGUCCAGCUAAGAAUAAAUUUUUAGAAGAUAACAUAGAUAAAUUUCAUUCUUCAAAGGUUGGUAGAAUUAUGUUGUGUAAGCCACUCAACCUAUGUCUACCGCAAAAUGGAAUAAACUAAUAGCAAUUCUUUACACAUGUUUUUUUAAAAACACCCAAAGUAAUAAAAACCUGAGAACAUUUCCCAUCAUGCACAGAAGAAAUCAGAAGCACAUCAGACAUACUUUUCAGAGGUCAGCGAUGCCAGGUUGUCCACCUGACCUCCAGCCAAGAUGACGUUCAUGCCACUGAAAGUGCUGACUACUCGCUGCAGAUAAUUACUGGCUCCUACUUUACAGCAGUUAUAGCCAAACACAAGGAUUACACGAAGCUCGGGGUUAUCUAAGAGACCUGCAGAGAAACGAAGAGCAGUAAUUAAAGACGGCCUUAAAAAGGAAUUCUUAAUUUUGUUUUAUCAAAAUUAUUUUCUACAUUUACAAAAUGAAAUGUUACUGGUAACGUCUUAACCCUCCUUGUUAAGUGCAAUUUAGUGCUGAAGCUGUUGUCUUCCUAUUUUUUGUGUGCAAACUUUUAACAUCACUCAAAAUCUUUGCUAUAAUUAACUUUUGCCAUUAAAACAAGUAAAUGGCUAUUUGAAAAUAACACAAUCAACACUCAACACAAAUAAGGGAGCAACGACAUAACUGGGCAGCCCCCUUGGUGGACCUUGGUGCAAGCCAUCCCCACAGAGGCCACCACCUGGAAUGAAAGGGAACACUGGUUUACAAAAGACAGAGUUAGAGACACUGGGAAUUUGAUCAUCCCAUUUACCCACGGAGAAAGUGGAGACAAAAGGCACUAACCACCUGUAGUGGGUUGCAUGUGGGCCCCAAAAAGAUAUACCCACACCAAAUCCCUGGAACCGAAGAAUGUGACCUAAUUUGGAAAGAGUCUUUGAGGAUGUAACUAAGGGUUUUGAGAUGAGAUCAUAUCCUUAAAGAGAACUACAGAGACAGAAGAGGCAACGUAACCACAGAAGCGGAAACUGGAAUGACGCAACCAUAAGGAGUGUCAGUGGCCAGCAGAAGGUGGAAGAGACAAGAGAUUCACCCCUCGAGCCUCCAGAGGGCAGGCAGCUCCAACAACCCGAAUCCUGAUGCCUGGCCUUCCGUACUGUGACAGAAUAAAUGUUGCUUUAAGCCACUGAA
Messenger RNA from Camelus dromedarius (Arabian camel), 5491 nucleotides. RefSeq names its product neuregulin 4 (gene NRG4). The record is from RefSeq and is a predicted model, not a curated record. Bases 265 to 612 code for a protein of 115 amino acids. NCBI's taxonomy places the organism in Eukaryota, Metazoa, Chordata, Mammalia, Artiodactyla, Camelidae. Gene Ontology annotation, molecular function: epidermal growth factor receptor binding; growth factor activity. The transcript has 8 exons. Gene Ontology annotation, biological process: positive regulation of cell population proliferation; positive regulation of mitotic nuclear division; epidermal growth factor receptor signaling pathway.